UGUGCAUGGCGUCUGCAUCGCCGGUCCGUGGUGUGAACACAGCCCGCUGAGGAAGUGCAUACAACGCAGUGAGUUUCCCGGCGGGGGGUGUGGCUCCUAGAUCCAUACACCAACAAUGGACUCGGGCAGGAGCAGGAACUGCAGGACGGCUCGUACUUACGCGAAGACCUGUGGCUAGAAGGCGACCCUACGGGACAUCGGCUCACAGACAUUCCCACACCUGGCCGCGACCGCGGUCAUCAACAGGUUUCGCGGAAGACCACACGUGCCGUCUCGUCGAGUUGCAUUCUCACGCUGAUCCACAUGGCAGCGUCCACAUCAGCAUCUCUAUUUGACCUGUACCAUCACGUGUGGUCAUUGCGAGACCGCCGGAUAGAAGGAUGGGGCGUAGUGACCGAAGGGCGCCUCAUCUUCCCGCUUUUGUUAGCCUACGUGUACCUGGGCAAGAUCGGCGGCCCCCAAUGGAUGAAAAACCGUGAGCCAUACAGACUUCGUUACGCGAUCCUGACGUACAACGUCGCGACGGCGUUGGUUAACGCCUACUUCUGUUACCGGUACGCCAGAGCAACUUACUUCGGUGGCGGCUACAGCUUCUUCUGCCAGGGCAUCAACAGGGACGGGCCCUCUGCGGAGGAAGCGGAGCUGAACUGGUGGUACCUGUACGUCCGCAUCGCCGACUUCCUCGACACGCUCUUCUUCGUGGCCCGCAAGAAGUUCUCGCAGAUAUCGGCCCUGCACGUCAUCCAUCACUUCCUCGUGGUCCUCAGCGGCUGGGUGUGGCUGAACUUCGGUAACGAGGGCCAGGCACUGUUGGGGGUGCUCAUCAACCAAGCUGUGCACGUGAUUAUGUACACGUACUACUUCUUGGCGGCGCUCGGACCGUCAGUCCGGCAGUACCUGUGGUGGAAGAAGUACCUCACCAGCCUUCAGAUUGUGCAGUUCCUGAUCGUCAUUGUACACAUUUCUAUUCCGAUAUUUUACGACUGUGGGUAUCCAAAGCCACUGGCAGUGUUAGGUGCCGCGCAGCUAUUGCUCGGGCUCGUAUUGUUCAUGAAUUUUUACCUCCAGACAUACAUCCGGAUAAAGGUUGUCGAUAAAAAAACGUCGCAGGCGGAUGGCAAAAUGAAACUGGGCUGAGAAAACGUGAGAGAAUGACCAUUCUGUCUUAAAAGCUGUCGCUCUGCUGAUAUUUUUUCCUGGUGAGCACAACCGCAUUACUCUUAACCAUUCGGCACUAAGAAAAAAAAUUUGUCGAAAGGUCUUUACUGCCAGCAGCGAUCAUGGAGAGUCUCUAAGCCGGCUGAUGCACGCUCGAAGCAUG
Rhipicephalus microplus (southern cattle tick) is the source of this 1321-nucleotide messenger RNA. Its product is annotated as very long chain fatty acid elongase AAEL008004 pseudogene. Lineage: Eukaryota; Metazoa; Arthropoda; Arachnida; Ixodida; Ixodidae. The record is from RefSeq and is a predicted model, not a curated record.